AUGACUUCCCUCAAGCAUGGAGUUAACCUGAGCCGAAGAGCGUGUAGGCAACACGUUAGCCUCCUGGCAAUUGCUACUCUUCUGGCUGGUGCGGCAGCGAAUCCUGUUGAAAGCACUACAAAAACGACUCCGUCCAUAACAGUCGAUGGGAUCUCUACAUAUCCAGGGCUCGGUUUCGGGCCAAUGGGUCCCGUGGCUCCUCUACCAGGGGAGCCACCAGGCACCCAGCUACGUCAUCAACAGGAAACCACCGUGGAAACCACGACCACCGCCAAGCCGAAGAAGGAGAGAACAUUUGUGAUAGCGGCUGUGGAAUUCCAUAGGGUUGAGACCCCAUUUCUAAUCGGUCUAUGGAUAUUCUUCGCCAGUAUCGCUAAAAUAGGUUUUCAUAUGGCACCAAAGUUGUCUAAAAUGUUUCCGGAGUCGUGUUUACUUAUCUUCGUUGGAGUUUUAAUUGGCGCUCUCCUUUUGAGCACUCACAGCGUCCACGUGCAGCCACUAACACCUGACACUUUUUUUCUCUACAUGUUACCGCCGAUUAUUUUAGACGCUGGUUAUUUUAUGCCUAAUAGAUUAUUUUUCGACCAUCUUGGAACUAUUCUGCUAUUUGCUGUAGUCGGCACUGUAUUCAAUACCUUAACAAUAGGUGCGUCUUUAUGGGCUUGUGGUCAAACUGGAAUGUUUGGAUGCUCGACGCCAUUGUUAGACAUGUUGCUGUUUGGGGCAUUAAUUUCUGCGGUAGACCCAGUCGCUGUACUAGCGGUCUUUGAGGAAAUACAUGUAAAUGAAGUUCUUUACAUUGUCGUCUUCGGAGAAUCAUUACUCAAUGACGCCGUUACAGUUGUCUUGUACCAUAUGUUUGAAGCAUACACAGAAAUGGGUCCAUCUCGGUUGAUGUAUACAGAUUUUCUGGCUGGUUUCGCUUCUUUCCUUGUAGUAGCAGUUGGAGGUACAUGCAUCGGUGGCCUAUGGGGCUUUGCUACUGGUCUUGUGACUCGCUUUACUCACGAAGUUAGAGUUAUUGAGCCAAUAUUUAUAUUCGUUAUGGCAUAUUUGGCAUAUCUAAAUGCGGAGAUGUUUCACAUGAGCGGAAUUUUAGCAAUAACAUUUUGCGGAAUAACAAUGAAAAACUACGUGGAAGCUAACAUAUCGCACAAAUCGCACACCACCAUCAAAUACACUAUGAAAAUGUUGUCUUCUUCGUCUGAGACUAUUAUAUUCAUGUUUCUCGGUGUCGCUACCGUCAACAACAACCAUGUCUGGAACACAUGGUUCGUCUUGUUGACCAUCGUCUUUUGCUCAGUCUUUCGAAUAAUAGGAGUGUACAUAUUUAGUGCAUUUGCUAAUAAAUUUCGCCUGCACAAAUUAAACACAGUUGAAAAAUUUGUCAUGUCCUACGGAGGUCUUCGAGGCGCGGUCGCAUUUGCAUUAGUGCUAUUAAUAGAUCCAGAAGUAGUGAAACUUCAGCCAAUGUUUGUUACAACUACGAUUGCGGUCAUAUAUUUUACGGUGUUCAUUCAAGGAAUAACCAUAAAACCACUUGUAAAAAUAUUAAAUGUUAAAACGGUAGAAAAAAGAAAACCAACAAUGAAUGAGCGAAUACAUGAGAGGUUUAUGGAUCACUUGAUGGCAGGUAUAGAAGAUAUUUUAGGAAGGCAUGGAAACCAUCACAUGCGUGAUAAAUUCAAAAGAUUUGACAAUCGAUUUAUAAGACCAUUCUUGCUAAGGAACUAUCAGGGAGCUGAGCCGAAAAUUCUCGAAACAUAUUCCAAGCUCGCUAUGAGAGAUGCUAUAGAGUAUAUGCAGAGGAAUGCCUCGACAAUUGGUAAUAUCUCCGGCGCUGAGUCAAUGUCAGCUAUCUUUAAAAAUUAUACCAACGCUAACAUUAAUGGAAGUCCUAGUUUUAGUCAAUUGGACUCGUCAACUUGGAAUAUUGACAUGCAGGAAUUGGAGUACAAUCCGUCCAAAAAGGAUCUUACAGACGCUAGAAUUCAUCAUCUUCUUGCUGAAGAGCUAUGCAAGCCAUACCGACGCCACCGUCGUUUGAGUUACAGUCGACACGCCGUAAAUGAUCGUGAUUUGGGCACACAGGUGAACUACAAAACACAUAUGAAUAUACGUCGACUCGUUGGCGAUCGAAAGCAUCAUCAUAAGCGCAGUAAGAGAGGCAAACAGGAUGGAAAAAAUCACGUAACUUUUCCCGAAUUCCAGCAAAACGGUUCGGCCAAACAGUUCACGCACGACUACAUAGAUGAGGUUCUGCAGGAGGAUGAAGAGCAACCCCGUCGAGAUGCCGACGAUGGCGGUAUUACUUUCACUGCAAAAUCCCCGCUUCCCAAUGAGGAUAUACUUGAAGAGGACGAGAGACGAAUGUCGGAUGACAAUGUGUAUAUGACGGUAGCGGAGCAAGCACGCGUCGCAACUCCGACUGCGACCGAGACGAUGUUACCAUGGAAACGGGAGGAAGCUGAAGGGACAACUGCUCUCAAGCAAUCCGAGUUCCCCUCCUGGGCUUCGAAUAAGGAAUAUUUAGCAUAUAGCUCACCCUCAGCUACUUUUCUAGGUGGUAUAGAGAAGCCAAAACAUCCAAAAUCUAUAAUAGGUCUUUUCCGAAGAGAGAGUUCUAGUUCAACGCAAGCAGCAGAACUACCGGUCGUGUCUGACUCUGAAGGAAAGGCUGAUUCUAGUAAAGGCGAGAGUUCUUCUAUGAAAGGAGAAUCAUUGUAUGCACAGCCUAAGCAAGGACCAAGUUUGUUAUCCAAGAGGAGUACCAGUCUAGGUGGACCGUCUGUUCUCUUGAUGGAAGAUGUAGCCCACUCAGAUCCUCUCGGUGCAUCCUCAAGACCAGCCAGUAUUAUGCAGGGUCCUCACCGAGGACAAUGCAGACGAGGGUCAAUGUUGGAACUGACUGGGUCAUUGUCUCGUGACGCUAUAACAGAGGAAAAAUGUAGUAAAUCACUGCCCGAAAGUGAACGAAUGGGUGUGAGGAGACUAGCUCUGGGUCAGCAGAGUUUGCCCAGGGAGCCCUUUAGUCGCCAACUCACCAUGGCUUCAAACCUCCUUACAAGCUCGUCAUCCGAUGAUUCGUCGGACGAAAACACCUGAGUGCCCCGCCGUGGUGACCAAGAUAGGUUGCCACUGCUAAAAUACAGAACACUAGAGUAGGUGCUGAAUCUCAAGAAUUGUUUCAUAUUUUUGUAUGUAAUGGAAUUUUGGUGAACAGUCAAAGACCUAGGAUAUGAACUGAGAUAAUGAAAGAUGACGCACAGUACUUUAAGGUUUUAUGUUUGAAAUGAUUAUUUAUUAUAUAUACACAUAUAUGUAUAUCUGUACCAUGCUGAUGUAAUCUUACAGUCAGGUAUAAAACAUAUUUCUAUAUUUAAUUUCAGUUUCAUGGACAGUGAUAAAUAACAUUUCUCCUCGGAAAGUGAAGUGUUAAAGUUAUAAAACAAGUGCAAACAGUAUUGAAACAUACUCAAUGGGUUUUGUUAGGUAUGGUUAGGUUCAAUCAAUAAAUUUAAAAAUAGAAAUACGCAUUGCUGGUAGCUAUUAAACUCUUCAGUAUUUUUCUAUGCUCUUUUAAUAAAUAUGAAAUUGUCAAA
Molecule: messenger RNA, 3602 nt
Organism: Melitaea cinxia (Glanville fritillary)
Lineage: Eukaryota; Metazoa; Arthropoda; Insecta; Lepidoptera; Nymphalidae
Gene: Nhe2
Product: sodium/hydrogen exchanger 3
Exons: 18
Coding region: 1-3105 (1034 amino acids)
Biological process (GO): regulation of pH; sodium ion transport; proton transmembrane transport
Cellular component (GO): membrane
Molecular function (GO): sodium:proton antiporter activity
Source: RefSeq, a predicted model, not a curated record